Alexandromys fortis (reed vole) is the source of this 1094-nucleotide messenger RNA. RefSeq names its product aspartoacylase (gene Aspa). The record is from RefSeq and is a predicted model, not a curated record. Gene Ontology annotation, cellular component: cytosol. Lineage: Eukaryota; Metazoa; Chordata; Mammalia; Rodentia; Cricetidae. The transcript has 6 exons. The coding region runs from base 48 to 986 and encodes 312 amino acids. Gene Ontology annotation, molecular function: hydrolase activity, acting on ester bonds; hydrolase activity, acting on carbon-nitrogen (but not peptide) bonds, in linear amides.
CCUCCUCUCUUGUGAAUUGCAGAAAUCAGACCAGUCUACUUGGUAAAAUGACUGCUUGUGUUGCUGAAGAACCUAUUAAAAAGAUUGCUAUCUUUGGAGGGACUCACGGCAAUGAGCUGACAGGAGUGUUUCUAGUUACUCACUGGCUAAAGAACGGUGCUGAAAUUCAGAGAGAAGGGCUGGAGGUGAAGCCAUUCAUAACCAACCCAAGAGCAGUGGAGAAGUGUGCCCGAUACAUUGACUGUGACCUGAAUCGUGCUUUUAACCUUGAAAAUCUUAGCAAGGAGAUGUCAGAGGAUUUGCCAUAUGAAGUGAGAAGGGCUCAAGAAAUAAAUCAGUUAUUUGGUCCAAAAAAUAGUGACAAUUCCUACGACGUUGUUUUUGACCUUCACAACACGACUUCUAACAUGGGCUGCACUCUCAUUCUCGAGGAUUCCAAGAAUGACUUUUUAAUCCAGAUGUUUCACUAUAUUAAGACUUCCUUGGCUCCGUUGCCCUGCUAUGUUUAUCUUAUUGAGCAUCCUUCCCUCAAAUACGCAACCACUCGUUCCAUUGCCAAGUAUCCAGUUGGUAUAGAAGUUGGUCCCCAGCCUCAGGGUGUUCUGAGAGCUGAUAUUUUGGACCAAAUGAGAAGAAUGGUUAAACAUGCUCUUGAUUUUAUACACCAUUUCAACAAAGGAAAAGAAUUCCCUCCCUGUGCUAUUGAAGUCUAUAAAAUAAUGGAGAAAGUUGAUUAUCCAAGAAAUGAAAAUGGAGAAGUGGCUGCUGUUAUCCAUCCUAAUCUGCAGGAUCAAGACUGGAAACCGUUAAACCCUGGAGAUCCCGUGUUUGUGUCUCUUGAUGGAAAGACUAUGACACUGGGUGGAGACUGUACCGUGUACCCCGUGUUUGUGAACGAAGCCGCAUAUUAUGAAAAAAAAGAAGCAUUCGCCAAGACAACCAAGCUAACACUCAACGCAAAAAGCAUCCGCUCCACUUUGCACUAAAAAUCACUGCCAGCUCACAGUUCCGGGGAGUCUUGCAAGCCUCCAGGACUCUGUAAACGCCCAAGAGCAGGGAUGUGCCUUAUUCUAGUUCUUUUCCUCAACACUUGG